AUGGUUCUCGCAUGUCCACAGUGCAGUAAAGUCUUAUCGAACGGUUCGAACCUCAGACGACACCUUGCUGAAGUCCAUGGACACAUGAGUCGCGUGGAAAAAUGGGAAGCACAAAAAGUGGAGGAAGAGUGGGAGCGGGAGAUGUGCCCUGUUUGUCAGAUGUUCUUGCAAUCUCCAAAGGAAAUAUACUACCAUGCUAAGCGGAAUCAUAAUUUCGAAGGAGUUGUACAAAAGGAGACAUUCGCUAACUACGAUGAGUUUGAGAAGUGGAAGGAAACUAUGGAGAAGCUGCACGCUUCGUGCUGGAAUCGCAAACAUCAAACAGUAACGAGUAACGUUUGCUAUCGAUACUUCAGAUGUCACAGGUGGAGCAAAUCUUCGCUU
This is a messenger RNA of Cooperia oncophora, 384 nucleotides long. NCBI's taxonomy places the organism in Eukaryota, Metazoa, Nematoda, Chromadorea, Rhabditida, Trichostrongylidae. The record is from the annotation of a GenBank genome assembly.